Messenger RNA from Menidia menidia (Atlantic silverside), 3336 nucleotides. The record is from the annotation of a GenBank genome assembly. Lineage: Eukaryota; Metazoa; Chordata; Actinopteri; Atheriniformes; Atherinopsidae.
AGAUGGAGGCCAUGGAGGUGGACUUCCCCGUGGAGGGAGGUGGUGGCGGGCGGCUGGAGGAGGUAGUUCCGGUGGCGGGUCCAGCCGGAGAUCCCUCCCGCCCGCAGGGUUUCUCAGACUCUGGCAGCAGCACCGAAGUGGACGAGGACGAAAACGAAAACGACGAGGGGCCUCUCAGGCUCCCGGCCACGUGGGCGUUCAGCCAGAGGGUGGUGGACAGAGCCUCAGCUCCACCUUCGGCCGCUCCAGGGACGCACACUCGGAGGAGACUCAGGCAGGGUCUGCGGGUGCACUACCCCAGCCAGUCUACAGCCCCCUCCAGAGGCUUCCCAGACUUCCUGCUCCGAGCUCCGGCCGCCGCCGUCCCCGAACCCGAGUCCGGCAGCACCACCGAGGUCAGCGACUCUGAGGACGAGGGGGGGGGGAGAGAGGGGAUUCCUGCUGUUGCUCAGCCCACCGAGCCCGUCCCAACUGCCGGUCCUCUGCAGGACCCACCCCCAGAACCACAGGCCGCCACUUCAACCAACUCUGGUUCACCUUCAGACGGCGACAGGACAGAAGUUCAAAAUCAGCAUAAUCAGCCGCCGCACUCUGAGGACUCGGAGGGCGACGCGUGCAGCAUCUGCUUCGAGGCGUGGACGACGGCGGGCGAGCACCGGCUGUCCGCGCUGCGCUGCGGACACCUGUUCGGAUUCACCUGCAUCCAGCGCUGGCUCAAGGCUCAGGGGUCGGCGGGGAAAUGUCCACAGUGCAACAAGAAAGCAAAGCGGACCGACAUCGUGCUGCUGUACGCUCCGAAGCUGAGAGCCCUGGACAACUCUGAGCAGGAGAGCCUGAAGAAAUCUCUGGAACAGGAGCAGUCUCUGAGGAGAAAGGCUGAACUGGAGUCGGCCCAGUACAAGCUCAAACUGCAGGUGGUCACCAACCAGUACGGACAGGCCCAGCAGGAGCUUCAGGAGCUGAAGGCCUUGAUGGCUCACACCAGCAGGAGCUGUGCCCCCUCCUCCUCCUCCACUUCCCCCCUCCUCAGUCUGUCUCAGCGGGCCGACGGCUCCAAAAAGGCCGGCUACAGCUUCUCUAAGGCCCUGCUGGUGUCUCAGGCGGGUGGCUGCCGGGUUUUGUCCUACUGUGAACCUCUGAGCUGCCUGCUGGCCUCUCAGCCUUCUCCCCACUCCACACUGGUGCCCGGUUGUGGGGUGAAGAAGGUGAGCGUGGUGAACAUGAAAGCAAGUCAGUACGUUCCCAUCCACAGCAAGCAGAUCCGAGGCCUGAGCUUCAACAGGCAGAACGACAGCCUGCUGCUGUCCGCCGCGCUGGACGGCACCAUUAAACUGACCAGCCUGCUGACCAACACAGUGGUCCAGACCUACAACGCCGGUAAACCCGUGUGGAGCUGCUGCUGGUGCCUGGACAACAGCAACUACGUGUACGCCGGUCUGAGUAACGGCUCGGUGCUCAUCUACGACACCAGAGACACCAGCACACACGUCCAGGAGCUGCAGCCGCUGCGCUCCAGAUGUCCGGUGGCGUCCCUCUGCUACGUCCCGCGCGCGGCCUCCAGCUCCUUCCCCUGUGCGGGGCUCAUCGCCGGGUCCCUGGAGGGGGGGUACUUCUGGGAGCAGGUGAACGAAACCACCUACAGGCCGCACUUCCUCCCGCUGGAGAACGGGGGCUGCACGGACAUCCAGGUGGAGCCGGAGAGCAGACACUGCCUGGUCACCUACAGACCGGGCCGCUCCCACCCGUCUCUGCGCUGCGUGCUGAUGGCUCUGGACCGGAGCCCCCAGCAGGACUCCGGCCAGCUGCCCGGCUGCUCCUGCUCGCCCGUGCAGACCUUCAGCGCCGGCUCCUCCUGCAAGCUGCUCACCAAGAACGCCGUCUUCAAGAGCCCCGACGGAGCCGGGAUGCUGGUCUGUGCCGGGGACGAGGCCUCCAACUCCACCAUGGUGUGGGAUGCAGGCAGCAGCUCGGUGCUCCAGAAGCUUCCGGCCGACCUGCCGGUGCUGGACAUCAAACCCUUCUCGGUGAACGGCGAGCACUUUCUGGCCGCGCUCACGGAGAAGAUGCUGAAGCUCUACAGAUGGGAGUGAACCGGAGUCCCAGAGCACAAAGCAAAGGCAGGAUGCAUUCUGGGUAAAACGUGGACAUGUACAUGCUGCUAAACAUUCACACAGAGGAAGAAAAAAACAAACAAACCCAGGGAGUGAUGGACUUGAGGAAACUUUUCUUUUACCUUUUUUAUUUUUUUGAUUUGCCUCAUUUUAUUUUGCUCAUCUUUCAGGUGUUUGUGUUUUUUUUCUGGUUCUGGGGCAGCUUUGUGUUGGGACUCAGGUCAUUCUUACAUAGCCUAUGUCAAAAGUUGGUCAAAUCUCAGUCUUUACAUCAUGAAAAUGGACAGAUGUCCUCUUUCUGCCUUCUGAUUGUCUUUUCAUUUAAUGGUUAUGGCUCUACGAACUGUCAUUUUCUAUUUCAGACCAAAAGGUUUUGUCUUUGUUUUUUUAGCUGGAAUGUAAUAGUCAUCUGGACCUUAUUAUUUAACUUUGAUUUGACUCUUAACACUGAUUUAUCCCCAAGCAGGGUUUUUACAUAUCACUUGUCACAUUUUAUAGCAGCAUCCCUCCCACCACAGCACAGGUAGGCUGAAAAAAAAAGGUAUUUUCUGAUUUGAAACUUGGUUGUUAAACUAGUUUUAAACAGGAAGCUCUCAGUCCAGGCUCUCUGAAUAUUCCUAAACUUGUUUUUUUGUAGCUAAGAAGUAUAAUCAUGCUGAAAUCCACCUCAUAAAAUAGCAGCAUCACCACAAACAUAACUGAUAAUGAACCUGGUGAGUUCCACUGGCCGCCCUGACCCAGACCCAGAUUUAUUAUUCUCUAUUUUUGCAUGUUAUUUUUCUUGAAGUGCCAGAAGCCAGCGAUCAAACUUGAAGUGGAAAAAAGCUAACUGGAACGUGCAAACAUCCAUCUGGAAACGAUCCAGAGACGUUAGAAACUUCUUCAGAUUGUUUAUGACCGCCCCGUUUAAAUGAAAGGACCACCAGCUCAGAGGCCUUGAAUUGACCACAUUUCAAUUCCUCAUGAAAAUCAAAACUCCAUACUUGGAGUUUUUUAAUUCAGUCCGACUCCCGGUCCCAGUUAAACAGCUGCGUUUCCCUCUCUGGCUCAUUUUCAUCGUCUUAAGAAAGACCUGUACUUUUCACUCCGAAUGGAACAUUAAGUGCCAAAGUCGACUAUUGUAAAUGUUACUUUUUUUGUCUUUUAAAGGUUGUAUAUAUGUAUAUUUGCUACCAACUGUGUACAACUUCAAAGUUAAUAAAAUUGUGAUUUAUUUUGAAUUGAA